Molecule: messenger RNA, 2115 nt
Organism: Glycine soja
Lineage: Eukaryota; Viridiplantae; Streptophyta; Magnoliopsida; Fabales; Fabaceae
Product: berberine bridge enzyme-like 8
Exons: 1
Coding region: 290-1987 (565 amino acids)
Molecular function (GO): FAD binding; oxidoreductase activity
Source: RefSeq, a predicted model, not a curated record
UGGUUCCAAUUCUUAUAGAAGCAUGCUAGAUAAGUGGAACUAGUUGGUAGGUAAUAUCAGCGCGUGAAAACCUUUUUAGCAAACGAGUGGUUGCAACAUAUUCCAGGUAUCCAAAUUUGGACCUCUCCAUCACCUAAGAUCUGUAACUUUACGGUAAGUUAAGGAAUUACAUUGAUGUUUAUAAUAACAUAGUUGGUUGGUUAGUACUUAGUUCUAAUUCUAAGUUCUAACUUUCCAUUUUCUUGUGUUCUGCCUCCAUCGAGUACCAAGAAAACAGAACAAACUAAAAAUGGGACUCUUUUCUUCUACAAAACUGCUUCCAAUUGUUGUGCUGUUUUCUCUUCUUUUCACAUCUUAUGCCACAAAUUCAGCUGAAAACAACUUUGUUCACUGCCUUGUGAACCAUUCUGAGCCCUCUCACCCCAUAUCCGCAGCAAUUUUCACACAAAACAGUUCCUCAUUCUCUUCAGUGCUGCAAGCCUACAUCAGAAACCUUCGUUUCAACACCUCCACAACCCGAAAACCAUUCCUCAUAGUGACCCCAUUUCAUGUUUCCCAUGUGCAAGCAUCCAUUGUUUGUGCCAAAAAGCACAACUUGCUGAUGAAAAUCCGAAGUGGGGGACAUGACUACGAAGGGGUGUCUUAUGUGGCCUCACAGCCAUUCUUCAUCCUUGACAUGUUCAAUCUCCGAUCCAUCGAGAUCGACAUGGAAUCCGAGACCGCGUGGGUCGAAGCCGGCGCAAUGCUUGGUGAAGUUUAUUAUAGAAUUGCUGAGAAGAGUAAGACUCAUGGUUUUCCAGCAGGGGUUUGUCCCACUGUUGGUGUGGGAGGUCACAUUAGUGGUGGUGGAUAUGGCAAUCUCAUGAGAAAAUAUGGCACUUCAGUGGACAAUGUUGUUGAUGCACAAAUAGUGGAUGCUCGGGGAAGGUUGCUGAAUAGAAGAACCAUGGGUGAAGAUCUCUUUUGGGCUGUUAGAGGUGGUGGUGGAGGUAGCUUUGGUGUUGUUCUUGCCUACAAAAUAAGGCUAGUUCGAGUUCCCGAAAAAGUCACUGUUUUCCAAGUUGGUGUAACCUUGGAGCAAAAUGCCACUGACAUAGUUUACAAUUGGCAGCAUGUUGCACCCACCAUUGACAAUGACCUUUUCAUUAGGCUCAUCUUGGAGGUGGUGAAUGGUACACAAACUGCAACAAAGACUGUGAGGGCUACCUUCAUAGCACUCUUCCUUGGUGAUUCCAAAAGCCUUGUUUCUCUCAUGAAUGACAAGUUUCCUCAAUUGGGUUUGAAGCAAUCCGAUUGCAUCGAAACAACAUGGCUUAAAUCUGUGCUGUUUUGGGACAACAUAGACAUUGCAACCCCAGUUGAGAUUUUGCUUGAAAGACAACCUCAGUCUUUUAAGUACUUGAAAAGAAAAUCUGACUAUGUGAAGAAGCCAAUUUCCAAGGAGGGUUGGGAGGGGAUUUGGAACAAGAUGAUUGAAUUGGAGAAGGCAAUAAUGUAUUUCAAUCCUUAUGGUGGAAGAAUGGCUGAGAUUCCAUCAACAGAAACCGCUUUCCCUCACCGUGCCGGGAACCUAUGGAAGAUUCAGUACCAAGCAAAUUGGUUUGAGGCAGGGGAAGAGGUAGCAGAAUACCACAUAAACUUGGUAAGAGAACUUCACAAAUACAUGACACCCUUUGUGUCUCAGAAUCCAAGACAAGCUUUUAUAUGUUACAAGGACUUAGAAUUGGGCAUCAACCACCACGGUUUCUAUGGCUACUUUGAAGGGAGUGCAUAUGGAGUCCAAUAUUUCGAUGAUAACUUCAAAAGGUUGGUUCAAAUAAAGACCAAGGUUGAUCCUAGCAAUUUCUUCAGGACUGAACAAAGCAUCCCGCUACAUAGCCAUGUGGAAUUUAUUAGAAUGGUUACUGAAAAAUCGUUGGUUUCUGUUUUGUUUGGUUUUUUCGCAUUAAAUUGGAUUCGGAGAACUUCAAGUAACAUGAACUAUUAGAUUUCUCCUGUAAUUAUGUAGUUUCUGUAUCUUUUUUUGUCUUAUGACAAUGUGGUCGUGUUAGUGAGUAACUUGGGAUGGAUUCGAAUCUUAUUCUUAUUUAGUAAUAAAUUUGGUUUUGGAAUGAA